Messenger RNA from Engraulis encrasicolus (European anchovy), 3507 nucleotides. Its product is annotated as ankyrin repeat domain-containing protein SOWAHB-like. Gene Ontology annotation, molecular function: protein binding. NCBI's taxonomy places the organism in Eukaryota, Metazoa, Chordata, Actinopteri, Clupeiformes, Engraulidae. The record is from RefSeq and is a predicted model, not a curated record. The coding region runs from base 345 to 2816 and encodes 823 amino acids. The transcript has 3 exons.
UUUUCCUUGACAUGUUCAGACUAGUGUAAAAAUUCUUGCACUGACCAAAAAUAAGCACACAUGUGCUAAUUAAAAAUGAGCAUCAAAAUAAUAAACAGUGAUGCCUGCACACCCUCACGUUUUGCAACAUCAAUGUUCUAUUGAUGAACUAUUAACAGAACUACUCUUGAAAACUAUGUAGGCGUUUUUAGAUUGUCUCAAAGUAAAACGGCGUUCACCUCUCAGGUAUGCAACCUGCAGGUGGAGUUCUAGAAUCUCUGGGUGGAGUUAAUCUGCCGCUGCUGUCACAUUUCUCUCGGUGAACUUUGAAGCCGAAACCCAAGCAAAGUGGACGUAGAUCCAGCAUGGCAACCGACUUCACCCAAGAGUCGGUGUUGAGCUAUCUACGAUGCAAUGGUGAACGAGUGAAAAAUGCGGAUUUACUCAAUCAUUUCAAAUACUACCUGAAAGAAGACGAGGACCGUGCGCAAAACAGGGAACAGUUCAAAAAGUUUGUAAACGCCGUAGCAGUGGUGAACCGCGAUGAUGAUGCAGUGGCAUAUGUCGUGCUCAGAAAGAAAUUCAGAGUGCCAGGCAGAGACGUUGCCAGCGGGCAGUGCCACAUACCGAAACACCUGGAGGAGAAACCCGAGAGUUCGAGGUCGAGGCACCGAGAGCGCUCGCCGAGGAGAACCGCCACCAGCCGAAGCCGCGAGAGGCGAAGGGUACCAGCCGGUGGCGAGGCAAGUUCAAAACCAAAGACAACAAACCGUCCACAUCAGGUUCCACCAACAGUCACUAAUAAGAGUAACAACGUCCUACCUGCUGCAGGUAUCGUAACUAACAACAAUAAUGCGGAGACUGUCAACUUAAAGAAAACUGACCAAAUGGCGCCUCAGCAACAAACGUGGGAAAUGAGUCCGCCAUCGUUGAUAAUCACAGUCAGUCCAGUCAGCCGUACUUUGAAACCUUCGCCCACGCCAGCUUUCAGCCCUCCUGAAUCGAAACGAUCAAGUGGGAGCGGACAAAGCUUUGAACAAACCUGGGACAAAGAGCCCGUGGGGACCGCAGGACAGCAGGUGCACAAUAGUGGUGACAUGGGUAAUCUGGGACAGUUGAGGGAAGCUGAUGGCUGCAGCAGCGCAGCUUUCUAUUCACCUCCCGAUUCUUCCCACUCUGAGUCUGACAUGACACGAUUUUCACUGGAUGACCUGAGUCAAUCCUCAGAGCUACUGCAGCAGGUGUACCAGAAGAGCUCAUCAGGAGGAGAGGGAUACAGACAUGGGACGAUGGCUUCAGCUGCCUGGCCUCUGCACUCCUCUCUGGGACUCACUCCGGGCAUUUCUAGCUCCUCUCCAUGUAUAGCUGAUGUGGCACCACCGCUCUCCAGAGCUGCUCAACCGAUAAUGAGUGCCAGUAAUGACUGUCUGACAACGCCAGUGAGGCGGCCGUCUCACUGCAUGAGAGGUGAGACUGCUCAGAUGCGCGCCUUAGCUGCGGUCAACACUCCGUUCCAGCGCCGCAGUCUCCCUCUGGACCCUUCUUACCCUGGGGACGACGUCUCCUCUGUUGCCUCGUACCCAGAGCUCUACCCGACUCCCCUGUCCUCCACCCAUGGCUGCCUGGCAGGGUCCGACUGUGAGUGGCCGUUCCCUCUGACCCAAUCACAGGCCUCCUGGAGUAGCGACGACAACCUGAGCCAACAGCGGGUCCUGGAAGGGGCACCUUCGUCAUCGUCGGAGAAGGUGAAGGAGACACUACGGCGGGCUGAAGAGGCCAAACUGCUGGCACUGAUGCACCGGCCGGUGCGUACCGUGGCCGGAGGCGCCCCCCACCAUCACCAACACCACCAUCGCUCCACGGGCUUCCUGGACCAGGAGAUGCCCUCCGACAGAGCUCAGACCCCCCCAGCAGGCUCCGCCGUGCCAGGCCGCCUGCUGAGGGUGCCCACCCAUCGGGGAAGCCAGCGCCUGCGGGGUCGCAUGACCCGGAGCCUGGGGGCCGGCCUGGACCAGGAGUUCCUGGAGGACACGACGACGGAGGCGGCGCGCCAGCACCGCCUGAUGAUCCUCUCCUCCUCCCUCAGCGUCAACUACCCUAUAGGUGGCACGGGUCUCCACACGUCGCCCAGCAGCCAAGACGUGUCCCUGUCGGGGGCCUCCAGCACCUCCAGCCUGACGCCCUGCCGCCUGGACCGGGCCUUCGUCCAGCGGACAUCCCCGGUGCCUCUGGAGCCCCACGAGCACGAGUGGAUGGUGAAGGCGGCGUCGGGCGACUGGCCCUCCAUCUACUCCCUGUUCCGCGACGACCACAGCCUGCUGGCCAAGAGGGACUUCAUCUCGGGCUACACCGUGCUGCACUGGAUCGCCAAGCACGGAGACCACCGCGUGCUCAACACCCUGUGGUACGGUGUCAACAAGGUGGGCAUGGCGCUGGACGUGGACGCCAAGACCACCUGCGGGUACACUCCUUUGCACAUGGCCGCCAUGUACGGCCACAAGAAGCUCCUCCGCAUCCUGGUGCUCAAGUUCAAGGCUGACGUGCGGCUGAGGGACACCAGCGGGCGCAGGGCCUGGCAGUACCUGGAAGGGGAGGACACGCCGCCGGACCUGCUGCAGAUGCUCGGAGCACCAAAGCAGAAGAAGAAGAAGAGGAUGAUGACGGCGAAGAGGCCGUGCAGCAGGGAUGGCUCUCCACACCGUCACCACGACGACGGGGGGUCAUCGGAGCAGCCCACCACCUCGACAACCACAGUCAAGAGGCACUCGUCUCUGGCUGCCUUGUUCAAGCACAAGCACUUGGCAAGGUUGACAGGGCACACGGAGAUGUCUGUUUAAAGCCAGCAGAAAGGACCCUGAUGCGACACUGAAGGACGCCUUUUGUUGUAUUCUCUCUUCACAGACAUUGUAUCACUACAACCAGGGCUCUAAAUUAACACCAGACAACUGGCCAUAUGCUGGUGAAAUUUCAGUUUGGCUGGUAGAAGAGGCAGACUUACUAGCCACUUUGACACAUUAGUGGGUGUGUGUUUGUCUAGUAAGAUUGACAUCUACUAGCCAUUCUGGCUGGUGAUGGAAAAAGUCAAUUUAGAGCCCUGAAAACAACCAACCACUACCCAAGACUUAAUCCCUACCUCUGACAGCCUUGUCCGACUGGAAUGAUCCCAUUGGCAUUCCCACCUGUCACUGUAAAUAUUUCACACGAUAUUCAAGGCUAUGGACAUGUUUAUAUAUUUUUAUAACCACUUGUUAAUAUUGUUCUAUAGAUUUCCACAAAUUGACAAUUGAAAAUCACAUGCUUGCUUAAUGCAGAUCCUGCAGUAUAUUCAACUGCAAAGGGAUGUAAACCAGAGUGUGUGUGAUUUAAUGUCUUUAAUGCCAUUGGUUACACUUGGUGAAUGAAGUUUGGCCAGUUGGUGAACAGCACUUCUCUGUACUGGAACAAGAGGGACAGGCCAUCUUUACACACAAACGCUCAUGUUUUUGUAAUGCCAUUGGUUACACUUGACAAAUUAAUUUUGGCUGGUUG